AUGGCCUUGUCGAACCUGCAGAAGAGAGUAGGCCAGCUGUUCGCGGUCGGCUUCCAAGGCCACACGCUGAGCCCCGAGAUCAAGACAUUGAUUCGCGACUUUGGCGUAGGAGGAAUUGUCCUUUUCAGCCGCAACUUUUCAGAUGCCGCCCAGCUUCAGGCAUUGACCUUGGCGCUUCAGAAUGAAGCCCGUCAGGCUGGACAUGAGCGACCUUUAUUGAUCGGUAUUGAUCAGGAGAAUGGACUGGUGACCCGCAUUUCGCCUCCCAUCGCUGCCCAGGUUCCUGGUCCGAUGGCUCUCGGUGCCACCCACGAUCCAGAGUUCGCUUACCAGGCCGGCAAGUCCACUGGCGAGAUCCUAGGGUUCUUCGGAAUCAACAUGAACUACGGCCCAGUGUGUGAUGUCAACUCCGAGCCAUUGAAUCCUGUUAUUGGCGUCCGUAGCCCUGGAGAUGACCCGGAAUUCGUGGGACGAUUCGCGAGCGCGACCUUGCGCGGUCUCAGAGAGCUAAACAUCAUUCCGAGCGUGAAGCAUUUCCCUGGCCAUGGCGAUACUGCAGUUGAUUCGCACUACGGGCUUCCGGUUAUCUCGAAAGGGAGGGAUGAAUUGGAACGAUUGGAGCUCAUUCCAUUCCGUCGAGCUGUCGCUGAAGGAGUGGAGACUGUCAUGACGGCACACAUCUCUCUCCCCGAGAUCGAUGACACACUUCCCGCGACGCUGUCACCGAAGGUCCUGGGAAUUCUGCGCAAAGACAUGGCCUACGACGGGAUGAUCAUCACUGAUUGUCUCGAGAUGGACGGGAUUCGUGCCACAUAUGGUACCGAGCAAGGCGCCGUAUUGGCCAUACAAGCUGGAAGUGACUCGUGUAUGAUCUGUCACACAUUCGAGAGACAGACAGGUGCUAUCCAGAAGAUCUGUGAAGCGGUUGAGUCUGGUGCGAUUGACAAGUCUCGACUAGAAGAGGCCUAUCGUCGAGUGACAUCUGUGAAAGAACGUCUGAACUGGAAUACUGCUUUGCGCCAGAAUGAUCUUGCGACACUUGAGAGGAUCAACAAGAGAAUAUCUGCUUCAUCUUAUGAGGCGUAUGCACGUUCUGUCACACUUGUGCGAGAAAAAUGUGGUGCUCUUCCUCUGUCAAAAACUUCCAACAUUGUGGUUCUUUUCCCUGGAGACGGAACUCCGGCCGGUGGCGCGGUUGACGGCGAAGGGAUGGGCAGACAGGGAUCCUACGAGGUGACCCCGUAUCUCGAAGCUAUUCGAGCCCAUAAUCCAUCUGCUACCGAGCUCAAAUAUGGAGAGGCUGGUCUUUCUGCCGAGCAGUGCAGCAUUGUCAAGGAUGCUGACGCUGUGGUAUUCAUUUCGCUCAAUGCACGUGAAUCUCCUUACCAAAAAAAGCUGGGACAUACACUCCCUGGGCUCGCUCGCACGUUGAUAACUAUUGCUGCAUGCAAUCCCUACGAUUUUCUUGAAGUUUCAGAUAUCGAGACAUAUCUCACCACCUACGAGCCAACCAUCGAAGCUUUUACGGUCGCCGCUGACAUUAUAUUCGGCAAGAGUGUUGCCAGGGGAUCUUUGCAUGUGGGCCCUACAGUAUCCAGAACUACCAAUGUCACCGUGGGGCCAUAUGAUGCGGGAAAAGACGUUGAUGGAAUGAUAGAUAUAUGGGUGUCAGCCUUGCCAACCUAUUCGCUACCCCGGGAGAGUUUACGUGCGCUAUUUGUCCGCCACAAUGCGCACCACUUUGUGGCUCGUCUCGAUUCGAAAGUAGUUGGCUUCUGCCUUGCGUAUCUCAAUGCCGAUGGCCCCCCGAAGAUCGUCCACGUUGCCGUACUGGCAGUCACUCUGGAUCACCAGAAUCGAGGAAUUGGGACCUCGCUGUUGACCGAAACUCGUUCUUUCUUCAGAAAGCAAUACGGCAUCGAAAAUUUGAAGCUUGGAUCCUCAUUUCCGCGUUUCUGGCCCGGCGUCCCUAGCGAUCUGGGCGAAGAUGUUCAGAACUUUUUCACUCACCGAGGCUGGCGACUCAGCUCACCCAGUGCUAGAUCGCUUGAUCUCUACCAAGACAUUCGAAACUUCCAAUCGCCUGAAAAAUACAUGUCACGUGCGAAGGAAGGCGGCUUCCGCUUUGCGCCCUUGCAGCCUGAAGAUUACGAGGCGUGUCUGGUGGGACAGAGGAAGAACUUCUCUGAUAAGCAGGGCUGGGUGGAAGCUUUUGUGAAACUGCAUCCUAGCGAAUAUCCAAACAGUGUAAUGGUUGCGUUCGAUUCUCAAAACCAACAGGUCGGUUGGACUUUGAUGCUCAGUGAUCCCUCGGUGAUCAACUAUGUCUGGGCUUUCCCACAGAUGUGCGGCCCCAAUACGGGUCUCAUUGGAUGUGUUGGUGUGAAUGAGGAGCACCGCCGCUACGGAAUUGGAUUGGCGAUGGUUUCUUCUGCUGUUGAGAAUAUGAAACAGCGAGGUGUCGAGGGUGUCUUUGUGGAUUGGGUUGCUCUUGAUGGGUAUUAUGAAAAGGCUGGGUUUGCUACAUGGAGAAGCUACCGACCUGGGGAGAUCUGA
Molecule: messenger RNA, 2556 nt
Organism: Penicillium argentinense
Lineage: Eukaryota; Fungi; Ascomycota; Eurotiomycetes; Eurotiales; Aspergillaceae
Exons: 3
Coding region: 1-2556 (851 amino acids)
Biological process (GO): carbohydrate metabolic process; peptidoglycan turnover
Molecular function (GO): acyltransferase activity, transferring groups other than amino-acyl groups; hydrolase activity, hydrolyzing O-glycosyl compounds
Source: RefSeq, a predicted model, not a curated record